GGGAUCACAUCAAUAUCAUCAUCAAUGCGAAAUGGCAGAAAACACGUAUCGAAUGUAGUCAGCCGCUGCCUGCAGCUGGGAACAAUUUUGACGCUGAAGUGCCGUACGUGUUGUGCGAGUGUACCGGUUCGCAGCGUUUUCUCCUAAACAACCGUGUACAAGGUUCUGGUGCGCUAGCGUGGCAAUGGACGGUAGAAAGCAGCAAGCUUACGGUGGGCGACCGGCCGGCCCGCAGCUGUUCGAGGACACGGGGUUCCCAGGAGCACCAUACGGCGGUAUGCCACAGCCUGGUCUCUACCCCAUGAUGCCCGACCCGAUGGCCGCAAUGGCCAUGCAGUACGGUACCGCGCUGGCGGGCCAGGGCAAGGACAUGGUACACCAGAAGCUCGAGAAGUACGUCUCGGUGUCCAAGAUCAAGUACUACUUCGCCGUGGACACGGCUUACGUGGGCCGCAAACUACUGCUGCUGAUGUUCCCGUUCGGCCACUCGGACUGGGCCGUCAAAUACGACCAGGACGAACCGGUGCCCCCGCGGUACGACGUCAACGCCCCGGACCUGUAUAUUCCGAGCAUGGCGUUGGUGACGUACGUGCUGCUUUCGGGCUACCUGCUGGGCCUGCGCAAUGAGUUUACCCCUGAACGGCUAGGCCUGCAGGCAAGCUCGGCGCUCAUGUGGCUGACGCUCGAAGUUCUGGCUAUCUGGCUGGCCACGUACAUCCUCUCCAUCCGCUCCAGCCUACGUGUCCUCGACCUGGUCGCAUUCAGCAGCUACAAGUUCGUCAGCAUGAUAGCGGCUCUGCUGGCGAGUAUGCUGCUCCACAGGCCAGGAUACCUGCUCGUGCUGGCCUACGGUUGCCUCACGCUUGACUUCUUCCUGCUGCGCACCCUGCGGCUCUCCCUGCUGUCUGGCAGCUCGUCCGAGGGCUCGCGCCGGGGCCUUUAUCUGUUGCUGGCCGUGUGUGCGCUCCAGCCGGCUCUUGCCUACUGGCUCACACAGCCCCUGGCCCAGCAGCUGCCUCAAUAAACUCGUCCUGCUGCCACAGGCUGCUGCUGUCUGCCACUGGACAACCCAGGCUGCGCAGGUGUUCGGCGUAGAAAAUCAGCUCCUGGGUGACCAGCCUGCGAGAGGAGGACACAAGGGUUCAGCUGGUUGAAGGCCCCCUGAGCACAGCAAUAUGAGCAGCUACCCGUGUUGAGGUCCUCCGUCGCGACUUAUGGACAGACGUGCCAGGUGGCGUGCUAGCAGGGACCGGAAUGUGGCGUGCACGGCUUGCAGGAGGGCUCCCACGUCUGUUGGGCUCAGCAGCUCUGCCACGGCAGUGUGGAACUUGGUCAGGUGGCGGGCGAUCCCCCGGAAGGCUGGUGAUGGCACGGGUGCCUUUACCUCCCACUGGACAGAAGUGCACGCAUUUAAAAGGUGCCCCUACCCCCUCGCGCUGCCAGGCUAACCUCAGCAAGCUGCCCGUCCAGCACAUUGCUCACAAUGCUGGCCAGCUUGGUGAAGAUCUCCGUCACAUGUUCGGCAUACUCCUGCAAAUAAAGAUGUCCUCUUUCUUUUUCUGGAAA
Molecule: messenger RNA, 1566 nt
Organism: Dermacentor andersoni
Lineage: Eukaryota; Metazoa; Arthropoda; Arachnida; Ixodida; Ixodidae
Gene: Yif1
Product: Yip1d-interacting factor 1
Biological process (GO): endoplasmic reticulum to Golgi vesicle-mediated transport
Cellular component (GO): COPII-coated ER to Golgi transport vesicle; endoplasmic reticulum-Golgi intermediate compartment; Golgi membrane
Source: RefSeq, a predicted model, not a curated record